AUGCACAAGCGAUUCAGGCAAGUUUUUUGUGCUCUAAAGGAGCACACCUCUGUAAGUUAUGCCAAAAUCGCCACAUUUGGAGGGUUUUGUGAUGUUGAUCUCAUAAUUGUCAAAGCAACUGCUCCUGAUGACUUACCAUUGCCUGAAAAAUACAUGCACGAGCUCAUGAAGAUAUUUUCCUUCUCUAACUCAUCAUUUCACUCCUUUUCUCUUAGCUUCACUAGCCGUUUUGGCAAUACUCGAUCCUGGAAAGUUGCUCUCAAAUGCUUCAUUCUCCUCCACCGCUUGCUCAGGUCAUUGCCUGAAGAUAGCCCUGUUCGGGCAGAACUAUUAUGGAUUAGAUCCAAUGGCUUGCUCUCUCUCUAUCCAUGUCAUUUCCGAGACGAUUCGUCUUCAAAUCCUGAAGCUUACACCGUGUUUAUUAGGUCCUACGCGCAAUUACUCGACCAAGCUCUUGAUUGCUUUUCCUUGGACAACAAGGCAACAGAGGAAGAAGUGAUGCAUGAGAGCUUACAGCAUAAAAUAAAACAAGUGAGUAGAAAGCUUGAGCUUUUGCCACGACUUCAAAGCCUAAUAGACCGAGUAUUGGAUUGCAUACCAACUGGGGUUGCUCCUAGAAGCUUGAUUGUUCAACAGGCAAUGAAACAUAUCAUUCGUGAUAGUUUCGUUUGUUACACAACUUUUCGAAGAGAGAUUGUUUUGGUUUUGGAUAACUUGCUUGAAAUGCCAUACAGGAGUUGUGUUUCGGCAUUCGGAAUUUACAAGAAAGCUGCGAUGCAAGCAGGUCAGCUUUGCGAGUUUUACGAUUGGUGUAAGGCUAAAGGGUUCUGUGGCUCAUACGAGUACCCUUUCAUAGACAGAAUUCCACAGAUACAUAUUCAGGCUCUCGAGACUUUUCUCAAUGGGAUGUGGCAGCUAACUAAUCAAUCAUCAUCAUCAUUAACUACGUCACCAACCUCGUGGGUUGAGUUUAAAUCAAAUUCAACGGAAGAUGAUGAUCAAGAGAAGCAAGUUGUUAAAACAAAUACUCUAAUUAAGAUUAGUUCUCAAUUGGAGAGAUCCGAAGAGAAUGGCUUUGCAAGUAACUUUGAGCUGGGAAAAGAAGAGUUGGCACCUCUAAUUAAGUUAGAAGAAGGGGAAGAUGAUAACUGGGAGGCCUUGCUGGAAGCUUCCCUUAAUACUUCUUCACAUGACCAUCGAAAGAACUUCCUGGUUUACCCUAAUAGCUUUAGCAAUGGCUAUGGCGAUGGACAUGGACAUGGGUAUGAGAGUCAGCUUAUUUGUUUGGACGAUCACACAAAGAGAGAGGAGCAAGAUCAAUGGCAACUGCAAGUAUACAAUCCAAAUCCUUUUUGUCAGCUUCAUAGUUACUUUCCCAAUUUCAAUGGAUCAGCAUGUAAUCCGGCAUUUCCAUGGGGAUUUUAG
Messenger RNA from Populus nigra (black poplar), 1425 nucleotides. Its product is annotated as putative clathrin assembly protein At2g25430. The record is from RefSeq and is a predicted model, not a curated record. Gene Ontology annotation, cellular component: clathrin-coated vesicle; clathrin-coated pit. The transcript has a single exon. Lineage: Eukaryota; Viridiplantae; Streptophyta; Magnoliopsida; Malpighiales; Salicaceae. Gene Ontology annotation, biological process: clathrin coat assembly; vesicle budding from membrane; clathrin-dependent endocytosis. The coding region runs from base 1 to 1425 and encodes 474 amino acids. Gene Ontology annotation, molecular function: phosphatidylinositol-4,5-bisphosphate binding; SNARE binding; clathrin heavy chain binding.